Molecule: messenger RNA, 3357 nt
Organism: Botrytis byssoidea
Lineage: Eukaryota; Fungi; Ascomycota; Leotiomycetes; Helotiales; Sclerotiniaceae
Exons: 3
Coding region: 1-3357 (1118 amino acids)
Biological process (GO): SREBP signaling pathway
Cellular component (GO): endoplasmic reticulum membrane; Golgi membrane
Molecular function (GO): sterol binding; protein binding
Source: RefSeq, a predicted model, not a curated record
AUGAUUUGGUACCUCCUCUAUCCAUUCAGAGGAACCACGGCACCUCCCGACCUCGACACCAAACAUCCCAUUCGAGAUCACUUCACUAAAUUCGGAUACAACGUCGCAAAGCACUCAGUCGCUGCCAUAACUAUCUCUGCUAUAAUCGCAACCCUACUUAUAUAUCCCUUCCCAUUUCUCUUCACAAAUGGCUUCACCAAUGGCGCGUCAAAUCUACCACAUCAUGUAUGGUCUUCCGCGCAACCUUUGAAAGCAUUAGAUGAUUCGAGGAGACCGGAUGUGGUCAUGCGAUCGAUAUGGGUACAUGGAAGCUAUAUGAAAGCUUUACAAUCCGAUGUUCUCCAAGCAGCAUUAGAGAUACAGGAUCAUAUCUUAGGCCCCACUAUCAACUUUGACCCUCGCAAAGAGGCUAAGCAUGCCCAGAUUGACUACACACAAAAUGAAUUAUCAGUGGAUGUACGGGAUACUUUUCAUGCAGUAAACGGUCUAACAAACUCUUCUUGGUUCUUUCAUUCUCCAUUACAAUACUGGUCAUGCUCGAAGGAAGCGAUUUCGGCCGAUGACGACAUCGUCAUGACAGUCAACAAGAACUUACACCAGUCAACCUCUGUCAAUGUUACCUUGAGGCACUCUAUUGUCUUCAGUGGGAAGCGUUUUGAGGACCACCAUCUUGUGGCUGCAGAUGCCUUGGUCAUAACCUUAGUUCACAUGCUUGACUCGCCUGUCGGGAGAUAUUGGGAGAGAAGGGCAGCUCAACUUGCAGCCAAAGGAUCUGAUGACUGGCGCAUGAUUCCUUCCGAUGUCCAUUCGCUAAGAAGCACUCCCUACGAAUUUUUAUUUCAACCUACUGCUACUUGGGAAUCAAUUGCAUUGGCCGCUGCAUACACUUUUGGCGCAUGGUGGUUCGUCGCAACUUUGUGGGGCCUACGGGCUCUCAAGUCAAGGCUUGGUCUUCUCAUUGCAGCGACUACUCAGUUGGCCUUUACGUUUACUUCGACGUUCACCAUCUGCGCUAUUAUCAAAACAGAUUUGUCUAUGAUACCAAGAGAGUACUAUCCUUUGAUUGUUGUCUUUUGCGGAACGGAAAACAUGCUUCAACUUGUGAGAGCUUUUAUUGUCACGCCCUCAUCACAUCAUCCGACUCUUAGAUCCGCAGAAGCCUUUGGAAAGAAUGGACAUGUAUUCCUUACAAACACUAGCCAGAGGCUUCUCUUUUUGUGGGUUGUAUCCAAGUUUGGAGGCGAAGGGCAAGCUACUUUUUGUCGCUUCGCUACAUUUGCACUAAUCUUUGAUCUCUUCUACCUACUAAUGUUCUUCGCUCCCGUUCUAAGCAUCGAUGUACGAAGACCUCAAUUAAACGAUACACUCUCGGCUUCUUCCCGGGAACGAAGCUAUCCGUCACCAGAAAGAUCAUCUUCUAAACCGUGGGCUGAUUUCAUUUUUCGAGGAGGAAACAUGCCUUCGACUCGUAUUGUCGGUACCUUGGUGAUUAUUAUCGCAGUACUAAUUUGUCAGUGGCACUUCGAUCAAGGUAUUUUGCAAAGCAAUCAACAUGUGUUAAAAACAACUGCGCCGGCUUCUUCAAUACUAGAGGUUGAUGUUCAUCAAGCUAGAACUCCAACUGCCUGGCUUCGAUUGCAAGACCACGAGACUGUUCAUGAGCUUAUAAGCAUCGUCAAACCACAUGCUCACAGUUUCGUUGCUCAAGUUUAUGAUCCUUUAGUUUUUGUUUUGAACGGUUCAGAUCGGACACCAAACAGACUUGGUGUGAGAUCGUUUCUCCCUGCUUUUUAUGACUUUAUCGAGAACCAGUCCCUGCCGUUUCUUUUGUUUGUUAUCAUCACUGGUGUGAUUGUCAAUCAAUUUAUCAAAUAUCUCUUGUCUGAUGAGCCUUCUGACGAUGACGACCAUGAGGGUCAUGGCGACGAACCCCUGUUAUCGGUUAAAACAUUCGGCUCUGGACAUGCUCUGGAUGUUGUCCUAAUGACAGCUUCUCGUGAUGGAAUUAUCGUUUCAGUCGGUUUGGAUAGAUGGAUCCGUGUUUGGAAUGCACAGCAUAAUGGCCGAAGCUAUGUAGUCGAAGACCCUGGAUCCGAUAUCGAUCCUUUUCCUGUUUUAGCUAUGGCGAUCGAUAACGACUCGAAUUGGCUCGCAAUACUGUCGAAGAAAAUGGUCACCUUGUGGAAUAUUCCUGAACGACGAUGGGGUCCGACAAUGCCCGUGGACGUUAAAGGGCGAACACCAGAAGCAUUUUUCUUUAGCCGCAAUGAAGUUGAGCUGAUUGAUCCGGUGAUUAUCGUGCGCCAUAAUGGCCUCAUGUCAGAACUUCAUAUGGAAGAUCAUGUUUCAAAGGAAUUACAAAUAUGCCGCACGCCAUUGGUUUGUGUUGAGCCACAUUUGGAGAAAGUUGUUAUGAAUGGCUCCCUCCCACCUCCAAAGAUCAUAACCGCCUCAAAACGUGGCUGUGUACAUGUUGCAGUUGAAGAGAAAUCUGGUUGGGUUUCAUAUGAUCUUAGACUCCCUUGGGUAUCCGAUGACAAAGAUGUCAACUCAAUUCUUCCAUUGCCGGCAUUAUCUUCCUUCCUCGCUAUACGCGACCACAGCGUUGAUCUUGUUGAUAUACACACUCAUAAUGUCACCCAUUCAUUUGUUACAGAGAACAUUAAACCAGGAACACUGCAAUGCGUUCAUUCGACAAGACGAAGGCCACAGUGUGGAUCUGUUGGUUUGGGAUCAUUUGCAUUCAUGUAUACUUGCAUUGAGACCGGUAACAUGAUGAUGCAAUCAUAUUUGCCCAGCAGAGAGGGCGAUACUAUAUGUUUCCGUGAUCCUGAUAAACCAGGCUCUAAAACAUGUUGUUUAUGGCGGGAAACUGUAGAGCGGAGAUUUAGUAUAGAAAAUCCUGGUGAUUGGCAAGCACUCCAAUCGGGGUAUGUGGUAGGUGUACGGAAGGCACAAGAUCAACAUAAACAAGGAGUAGGAAAUCAACUUUUGGGGCCGAUUGGAAGCGGCGGACUCCGACGACGUGGUGUUUCGGGUAGGAGGUCUAAUCUAGAUCACCCAGGAGGCAAAAAUGACGGCUGGGAGGUUUGGAGCUUAGGAUCGAGAGGAGAUGAAACCUCUGUACCCUUAAAUUCGGUUUACGAUCAGGUAUUACUUGUUGGUAAACUUGGCCCAGUCACGAAAGUGGGUACGAACAGUAUCGUAGUUGCAUUGGGAAAUAUGGUCAAACUUGUUACUGUCGGUCAUGAACGUUAUGAUCGCCUUGGCAAUGAUUCUGAUGAAACAUUCGUUGGCAUGGCACCUGUUGCGAGUAGGAGGAAAAGACCUGUUCUUACACGAAAAAGAACAGAUUGA